GUCCAACUCGAGGGAAUACACCGGGUAUUACGCCAAAUACCAAUUAAACUCCCGAUAUAUAUACACAAAUGGGAAAGGCUGCCACGCCCGCAGGCAGAGAGAGGCAGGCGCGAGCGCAACUUCACUUUGACUUUGGUAGCCAGUCGCGUACUAUUACUACAGUACGUGUACUGCCGCGCUGCGUUGUACGAGAUUCGAAUGAGUGGCAUCAACGAACCUUCGCGGCACGUCCGCUUCUUUCAGCUGUCAACUCCCCGCAACAACAACGACGACGACGAUGUCGAGUGCACCCAAGAAUCGGUCGAGCGGCGUCGGCGGUGGAAACUGCAAGCGAUUCCCCUCGUGAUCUUCUUCAUGCUGUUCUUGUCGGUGCUCGUACCGUUCGUGACCACCAACAAAACCAUCGAGGCAUUGCGGUUCGUCGAUCGCAAAAACUCAUCUGGCACCGGCUACAGCCCCAACAUGUUGGUGUCUCUGUCUGGCAUGAGCACUGAUAACUACGAAAUGACCGUCACUGCUGUGCUCAACAAAGUCCCCGCCAGUGUCCUCAAUGCCCAAGGCUCCCGCAUCACGACCCCGUUUCGCCUUCAAGUUGGCACGUCCGCGGUCGUAGUUAACGAAAACACAUCGUAUGUCAAGGCGCCGUUGGUGUCCAAAGUGCCGUUGCUCACUGGAUCCCUGGCGUGGUAUCCGUUCGACACGUACCUCAUGAAGCUCGACAUCCAAGCCGUGACUGGCACAGCCCAAUUCAAUGGCGGAAACUUUAGCGCGAUCGAUAACUUUGAGUUUGUCGUGCUGUGGCCCGAUGACUUCAGCUGGACCUACACCGUGCGGCCAACUAUCUCGGCGGACUUUCCCGACGCCACUGUCGCGGGCGGCGGCACCCUCUCCGACCCCACCACUGGAUACACCGCGUUGACGGUGGAAAUCACUCGCGACUUUAACAUUUACAUGGCGCUCGUGUUUGUGGGUAUUUGGGCCGUGACGAUCGCAAUCGGGUACAUUGGCAGUCGCGCAGUGAUCUGGAAGACAAGGGCCCCAGACAACCCCGUGAUCUUUGUGUCGGCGCUAUUUGCUGUGCCCACAUUUCGCAACACAACCCCCGGCCGGCCCCCGUACGGAUGCCUCUUUGAUGUGCUCUGUACGUACUUCAGCAUUGCGGUGAUCGUUACGUUUUUGGUGCUGGUCGCGUUCGCGUACAUGAAGAAGCCCAACGCGGACAAAAAAAAGCAAAGGCGCCGGCGGGAAGACGACGACACGAUCCCCGUGGGCACGCUGGACGCGGGGGUGACUGGUGAAGUGGCGGCCGAUGUCGGCGACGUCGCAGGAGAUGCGGGGGGCGACAGCAGCGAUGCGACGACGGCCGAUUCGGCAUGACGCGCGUUACCAUGUGAAGAGUGAACGAUGUCACAGAACCAGUGACUGGCCCGUCCGCAUCUUGUAGAGUAAUCGUGAUAAACUAGAGUUUUGUAAUCCAAGUGAACGAGGGUGGACUUGUUGCUUGUCAAUGUAAUAAUAUUGCACCA
Aphanomyces astaci is the source of this 1526-nucleotide messenger RNA. RefSeq lists its product as hypothetical. The transcript has 6 exons. NCBI's taxonomy places the organism in Eukaryota, Oomycota, Saprolegniomycetes, Saprolegniales, Verrucalvaceae. The coding region runs from base 199 to 1377 and encodes 392 amino acids. The record is from RefSeq and is a predicted model, not a curated record.